Messenger RNA from Drepanopeziza brunnea f. sp. 'multigermtubi' MB_m1, 816 nucleotides. NCBI's taxonomy places the organism in Eukaryota, Fungi, Ascomycota, Leotiomycetes, Helotiales, Drepanopezizaceae. The record is from RefSeq and is a predicted model, not a curated record.
AUGACUCCGAGCUUUGAGACGUACGAUCGACGCGUCCUUUUCAGAGAGGCGGGCGGUGUUGGUGCUGGCACUGGUGCUGAGAUGUUGCACGUCUCGGUCCAGGAGCAUCACGGGACGGAAGGAGGAUCUACCUGGAUCUAUCUAAACGACUCCCGAGCAAUAAGCGGCCAGCCAAGUCGACUCCGUGAGCAAGCGGUACUCAACCCAGAUCGCGGCUCCAAAGAAGGCCGAGAGGGUGCAAAAGACACACAAGUUGUGAACAUAAUACGCAAUGUAAUGUUCCACAGUGUCAAUCAUGCACCACGUACCGACGGGGUCCGCAAGGCGCAGACUCGACUCUCGAACCGGGAAUCCCAAGAUAUGGCGGACGAAGCGACAGAUUUUGACCAGGAUAAUGGCCGUCAGAAACGUCGCUAUGAAGGACAGAGCGAGGGCAAAACCGCGGCUGAAGAUGGUGACCUCCUCGUAGUAGGUCGUCGCCGGAGUGACAGGGAGCUCGCUCUCGGGGAUGCUGCGCUUGAUGAAGGUAAUGGUCGCGCAGUAGUUGAUCGUCCCGAGAACAACGAUGAGGUCGGAUAUCGUCCAACGCCUGAAAUAGCUGCUGAUGGGUUUCGGAAACUUGGACGUGCUGCCGCUCUCGAGGUCGACGACAUCAUGCUCGUAUGGCAUCUUCUCGUUGGUGUUCUCGACCGCGUGCUGCUGAUGGUUGUCUACCAGAACAGUCUUUUCGUGAACAGACAUGAUUGUCGAUUUGGGACUUGUAAAUUAGGGGUGAAAGUUGACGGUAUUUGUAGAGAGGAAGAGUUCGAACGCUAA